AUGGGUAAAUAUAGGAAAAGAUUCAACGAGAAAGCCCGUUCUGGGAUGCUUGCUAAACAGGCUGCGCUCAAAAGUGCUAGAAACAAACAAUUUACUAGACAUGAAGCAGAUGGAACCGAUGAGAUAGUUGAAAAUGAAAAUCAUGAUAACAACGAAGAUCCAAAUUCCGAAAUACUCAAGCCUUUAACAGAACAAGAGAAGAAAGAAAGAAAAAGGAAGUUGGAAGAGGUGAUAUAUUCGGCAAACCAAAAGGAGUCGAAGAUGUCUAGGACAAAGAAAAAGAGGUUAGAUAAGUACAUCGAGCAUCAAUUAAAGAGAGACGAGAAAAAGGUAUUGUUAGAGAAGUUAUCGGAAACGAAGAUGGAUUCUAAGCUUUUGGUUCCUUCGAAGCUAUUAGGUACUGGUAAACAAACAAGAAAAGAAGAAAUGAUCGAAGCAUUGGAACUUGAAAGACAAGGCCGCGGAGACGAGAGAACUAAAGAAAUCUUGUACGAAGAAAGAGAGGUGAAGGAAUGGCCACAGGGUCAAGAGAUACAGACAAAGCCUUCUUAUGAAAGUGAAUCAGAAAAUAGUGCCGGUCUGGAGGAUGGUGAUGAUUUAGACAAAUACGGUGAUAAUGCAGGAAAUACAUCUUCUUUUAUUGAUAAUAGGCCUCUGAAGUUUGGGGGAAGUGGGUUUGGUUUUGGCUUCGAAAACGUACCCAAAGUUGAUAAACCUAAAGCCGUUAACAAGAAGAAAUAUAGCUGGAGAUUAAGAGUGGAGCAAGAAGACAAGAAGAAGAACAGAAUAGAAGACGAUAUGGAUUUCGCCAGCUCGGGUUCAGAAGAUGAAGAUAGUGAAAUCGAUAGUAAAUUGAGUACUCAAAGUGAAAAUGAUGAAGGUGACAGUGAAGAAGAUAGUGAUAAAGAAACGGAGAUUGCAAAUACCAAAAAAUCGGAAAAGUCCCAAAAAGACGAUGUUGAAGAAGAAUCUGACAGCGAUGAAGAGGAAGAUGAUGAUGAUGAUGACGAGGAUGAUCAGGAGGAUGAUGAAGAAGAAAGCGAUGAUGAUGAAGAAAGCGAAGAGGAAUUACCAAGACUUUUGCUGGCUAAACCAAAGCAUUCUUCCACUGCAGAAUCAUUUAAAGAAUGGGCAGAAGCACAAGUACGUAAACUCGAAGGCAGGGAAACUGAAGCAGUAAUGCCUACUUUACCAGACCACUUAAAAGCGAAAUAUUCAAAACCUUAUGUUCAUGAAGAAGAUCAUGACCAUUCCUCGGACGAAGAAAAUUACGUUCCAGUUAAUAAGGAACUUAAGAGAGAAGCAUUUUAUGUUGACGUUGACCGUUCCCCCGAAAUUCAAGAACAGAGGAUGAAUCUACCAGUAUUUAGUGAGGAACAUAAGAUAAUGGAAGCAAUUUAUCACCACGAUUGUGUUAUAAUUUGUGGGGAAACUGGUUCAGGUAAGACAACCCAAGUACCUCAAUUCUUAUAUGAAGCUGGAUUUGGUGACAUUAAAUCUGAUACACAUCCAGGAAUGAUCGGCGUUACACAACCAAGAAGAGUGGCAGCAGUUUCCAUGGCAGAUCGUGUUGGCAAAGAAUUAGGUGGAAAGCAUGGAAAGAGAGUAGGCCAUCAAGUUCGUUUUGAUACCACCAUUAAAAAUGAGGGGACAGAAAAUGGAACAGCUUUAAAAUUUAUGACAGAUGGUGUCUUGUUAAGAGAGAUGAUGGCGGAUUUAUUGUUAAAUAAAUACUCUGCAAUAAUUAUCGAUGAAGCCCAUGAAAGGAAUAUAAAUACAGAUAUCUUAAUUGGUAUGCUCAGUAGAAUCUUAAAGUUAAGAAGGAAGUACCAUGAAAGUGAUCCAAAGAGAUACAAGCCAUUGAAAUUAAUAAUUAUGUCUGCUACAUUGAGAGUAUCAGACUUUUCAGAGAAUAAGUUAUUGUUUAGAACUCCUCCUACCAUUUUGAAAAUUUCUGCGAGACAGCAUCCAGUGAGUAUUCACUUCAAUCGUCGGACAAAUUUUGACUACUUGGGUGAAUCAUUCAAGAAGGUCUGCAAAAUCCAUAGAAAGUUACCUCCAGGUGGUAUUUUAGUAUUUUUAACUGGUCAAAAUGAGAUCACGUCGGUUGUGAAAAAGUUACGUAAAGAGUUUCCAUUUCCAGAAAAGGCCAAAAGACAAGGUAAAAUUCAUUAUGCAGAUGAAAAUGCACCAAAAGUCAAAAUAAGUAAAAAUACGGAUGCUGAAGCAGAGGACAUUGACUUCAGUGUUCAUAUUAAUAAGGAUACUUUAGAAGAAAAUGAUGAUUAUCAGUCAGAUUCGGAAGAAGAAGAAGGUUUUGAAGAAUUUUUGGAGGCACAUCAGACUGAUAAAGAUCCCUUGUAUGUUUUACCCUUGUAUUCCUUGUUACCUACGAAAGAACAAAUGAAAGUGUUUCAAAAUCCUCCAGAAGGAAGCCGAUUAUGUAUCAUUGCAACCAAUGUGGCUGAAACUUCUUUGACUAUACCAGGAAUUCGUUAUGUGGUAGAUUCUGGUCGUUCGAAAGAACGACAUUUUAAUGAGGAAACUGGGGUCCAGUCGUUUGAAAUCGAUUGGGUUUCGAAAGCUUCUGCGGAUCAAAGAGCAGGUAGAGCAGGUAGAACAGGACCUGGUCAUUGUUAUCGUUUAUUCUCGUCUGCAAUCUAUGAAAGCUACUUUCCACAAUUUAGUAAACCAGAAAUAUUAAGAAUGCCGGUAGAGAGCAUUGUGUUGUCAAUGAAAAGUAUGGGCAUAGACCAAAUUGUGAAUUUUCCAUUCCCAACUCCACCUGACAGACUUGCGCUUAGUAAAGCAGAGAGAUUGUUAACAAUUUUGGGGGCACUAGAUAAAGAUAAUAAUGUGACUGACUUGGGAAGAACUAUGGCAGUAUUCCCAUUGAGUCCUCGGUUUGCAAAGAUUUUGAUUGUUGGUAAUCAAAUGGGUUGUUUACCAUACAUUGUUGCAAUUGUAUCUGCAUUAUCUGUUGGCGACCCUUUCAUUAACGAACAUGAAUUGGGUAUCAACCAAGUUAAUCGUAAGAAAUCAGAAGAUAACGAAGAUGAUAGUUCUAGUGAAGAGGAAGAUUUCGUUGAUGAAGAGGCGAAGAAAAAUUUGAGAUCUAAAUUCUAUAAAUCAAGAGCAUUAUUUUCGAAGUUAGAUAAAUCAAGUGAUGGAUUACAAUUAUUAGCAGCUGUAUGUGCAUUUGACCACGUCCCAAAAGAAAAACAUGGUGAAUUUUUAAGGAAUAACUUUUUGAGACCAAAAGUAAUGGAAGAAAUCUCGAAGUUGAGAAAACAAGUAACCAAUAUUGUAAAGAUCAACACAAGCAAAGAUUCUAUUGCCGUAAAUUUAGAUGAAGAAAAGAAAUUGAAGUUGAAAGUACCUGAUAAGAAGCAAAUCGCUGCUAUAAAGCAGAUGGUUUCCUCAGGAUUUAUUGACCAAGUUGCAAUCAGAGGUGAUUUAAUAUCGUCCGAUAUUGACCUUCCUAACAAAACUAACGUUAUAAAUAUCCCUUAUGCGACUUUAUUCCCAAGUUCUCAAUUUGGAGAUCAGGUAUCCCCCUAUGUCUACAUUCAUCCUAAUUCAAUCAUUACGAACUCUGGUAGCAUCCCCACGCCUUAUUUGAUCUACCAAUCUUUGAACCUAGGAAGUAACCAGCAAGAAGGAAAAUUAUCCAAGUUAAGAAUGAAGCCGUUAGUUGAUAUUUCUGGGAAACAGUUAGCAAAUAUUGCUAAAAACUCCCUGUUGAUUACGUAUUCUAAGCCAUUGGGCCAUCCUUACGCACCCAAAAACAUUACUCCAACCAAAAGAGAGUGCUAUGUUGUUCCAAGAAUUGGUGCGGCCAUUGGCGAUGGUGGUGUUGGUUGGGAUUUACCUGCAACAAAGGUUCUUCAGGUUAAAUCUAAUGGACUGUGGGUCAUUAAGAAUUAA
Molecule: messenger RNA, 3927 nt
Organism: Debaryomyces tyrocola
Lineage: Eukaryota; Fungi; Ascomycota; Pichiomycetes; Serinales; Debaryomycetaceae
Source: the annotation of a GenBank genome assembly